AUGGAGGCGGUUCUGAGCAGGCUGAGAGGGCUGAGUGCAGACGAGCUGCGAGAGGAAUUCACCAGGGCCGACCUCAAGUGCGGCCCAAUCACGGCUACCACCCGCGCCAUCUUCGAGAGGAAGUUGGCCCGCGUCCUGGCAGAAGCCGAGGGCAGCAGCAGCGCCACAGAGACGGACAGUAGCAGUAAUGCCACCACUGCAGGCCCAGGCAGCAGUGCAAUGGCCGCCAGUGCAGCAGAGCAGGCCAAACCGGUGCCAUCAUGUGCCACAACAUCAGCACCCACUGGCACUGACUCUCUUAAGGCUGUCAGUGAUGAGGUGGACUUUGGUUACGGAAUGGGGCUCAAUCCCCCAGAGGAAGAGGAACUUGGCCUGACAGUAAUGUCAAGGACCCCUUGUAAUAUCCGUGUGGAAGACCCUGAUUCUCAGUCUAAAGCAAAGACUCCUUCAAAGACAGCACAAAUGUCACCAACGUUGUUCUAUGGAGUGUGUCCGUUGUGGGAAGAUGUCUUGGCUACAAAUGGUAAGACGCAGUUUUUUCACUGGGACGGAUGUAAAAUAUCCGGGUGAUUCCUCACGAAACUAGAACAAAAGAAGACCAUGAUUUUUUAUUUUUUUUACUACAUUUAAUCCAUUGAAGGGACCUUUUGGAAGAAGGAUUGUUGACUUAUAUUUGACAUGUGUCGUAAAGCAUAAUUGAGAAAUAAUUAAUUUAAAUUAGAAUAUUUGUGACAUUUUGGCCUUACCCAGACCUCCUUUUAGACUAUAUUAUUUAAUCUGUAGGUGCUACAAAGCAAACGUUGGUGUUGUGUCAUACAGUGCAUUUGAAAGUAUUCAGACCCCAUGACCUUUUCCACAUUUUGUUACGUUAGUCUUAUUCUAAAAUUGAUUAAAUUGUUUUUUCCCCCCCUCAAUCUACACACAAUACCCCGUAAUGACAAAGCAAAAACUGAAAUAUUUUACAUUUUACAUUUACGUCAUUUAGCAGGCGCUCUUAUCCAGAGCGACUUACAAAUAGGUCCAUUCACCUUAUAGCCAGUGGGAUAACCACUUUACAAAACAAUUUUUUUUUUGGGGGGGGGGGGGGGGUAGAAGGAUUACUUUAUCCUAUCCCAGGUAUUCCUUAAAGAGGUGGGGUUUCAAAUGUCUCCGGAAGGUGGUGAGUGACUCCGCUGUCCUGGCGUCGUGAGGGAGCUUUUUCCACCAUUGGGGUGCCAGAGCAGCGAACAGUUUUGACUGGGCUGAGCGGGAACUAUGCUUCCACAGAGGUAGGGGAGCCAGCAGGCCAGAGGUGGAUGAACGCAAUGCCCUCGUUUGGGUGUAGGGACUGAUCAGAGCCUGAAGGUACGGAGGUGCCGUUCCCCUCACAGCUCCGUAGGCAAGCACCAUGGUCUUGUAGCAGAUGCGAGCUUCAACUGGAAGCCAGUGGAGUGUGCGGAGGAGCGGGGUGAUGUGAGAGAACUUGGGAAGGUUGAACACCAGACGGGCUGCGGCAUUCUGGAUGAGUUGUAGGGGUUUAAUGGCACAGGCAGGGAGCCCAGCCAACAGCGAGUUGCAGUAAUCCAGACGGGAGAUGACAAGUGCCUGGAUUAGGACCUGUGCCGCUUCCUGUGUAAGGCAGGGUCGUACUCUCCGAAUGUUGUAGAGCAUGAACCUACAGGAUCGGGUCACCGCCUUGAUGUUAGCGGAGAACGACAGGGUGUUGUCCAGGGUCACGCCAAGGCUCUUCGCACUAUGGGAGGAGGACACAACGGAGUUGUCAACCGUGAUGGCGAGAUCAUGGAACAGGCAGUCCUUCCCCGGGAGGAAGAGCAGCUCCGUCUUGCCAAGGUUCAGCUUGAGGUGGUGAUCUGUCAUCCAUACUGAUAUGUCUGCCAGACAUGCAGAGAUGCGAUUCGCCACCUGGUUAUCAGAAGGGGGAAAGGAGAAGAUUAGUUGUGUGUCGUCAGCGUAGCAAUGAUAGGAGAGGCCAUGUGAGGAUAUGACAGAGCCAAGUGACUUGGUGUAUAGCGAGAAUAGGAGAGGGCCUAGAACUGAGCCCUGGGGGACACCAGUGGUGAGAGCACGUGGUGCGGACACAGCUUCUCGCCACGCCACUUGGUAGGAGCGACCGGUCGGGUAGGACGCAAUCCAAGAGUGAGCCGCGCCGGAGAUGCCCAGCUCGGAGAGGGUGGAGAGGAGGAUCUGAUGGUUCACAGUAUCAAAGGCAGCAGACAGGUCUAGAAGGACAAGAGCAGAGGAGAGAGAGUUAGCUUUAGCAGUGCGGAGAGCCUCCGUGACACAGAGAAGAGCAGUCUCAGUUGAAUGACCAGUCUUGAAACCUGACUGGUUUGGAUCAAGAAGGUAAUUCUGAGAGAGAUAGCAAGAGAGUUGGCUAAAGACGGCACGCUCAAUAGUUUUGGAGAGAAAAGAGAGAAGUGAUACUGGUCUGUAGUUGUUGACAUCAGAGGGAUCGAGUGUUGGUUUUUUGAGAAGGGGUGCAACUCUCGCUCUCUUGAAGACGGAAGGGACAUAGCCAGUGGUCAAGGAUGAGUUGAUCAGCGAGGUGAGGUAAGGGAGAAGGUCUCCGGAGAUGGUCUGGAGAAGAGAGGAGGGGAUAGGGUCAAGCGGGCAGGUUGACAUUAACGUAAGUAUUCAGACCCUUUACUCAGUACUUUGUUGAAGCACCUUUGGCAGCGAUUACAGCCUCAAGACUUCUUGGGUAUGAUUCUACAAGCUUGGCACACCUGUAUUUGUGGAGUUUCUCCCAUUCUUCUCUGCAGAUCCUCUCAAGCUCUGUCAGGUUGGAUUGGGAGCGUCGCUGCACAGCUAUUUUCAGGUCUCACCAGAGAUGUUGGAGCGGGUUCAAGUCCGGGAUCUGGCUGGGCCACUCAAGGACAUUCAGAGAAUUGUCCCGAAGCCACUCCUGCGUUGUCUUUGCUAUGUGCUUAGGGUCGUUGUCCUGUUGGAAGGUGAACCUUCGCCCCAGUCUCAGGUCCUGAGUGCUCUGGAACAGAUUUUUAUCAAGGAUCUCUCUGUACUUUGCUCUGUUAAUCUUUCCCUCGAUCCUGACUAGUCUCCCAGUCCCUGCCGCUGAAAAACAUACCCACAGCAUGAUGCUGCCACCCAUGCUUCGCCGUAGGGAUUGUGCCAGGUUUCCUCCAGACGUGAUGCUUGGCAUUCAGGCCAAAGAGUUCAAUUUUGGUUUCAUCAGACCAGAGAAUCUUGUUUCUCAUGGUCUGAGUCCUUUAGGUGCCUUUUGGAAAACUCCAAGCGGGCUUUCAUGUGCCUUUUACUGAGGAGUGGCUUCCGUCUGGCCACUCUACCAUAAAGGCCUGAUUGGUAGAGUGCUGCAGAGAUGGUUGUCCUUCUGGACGGUUCUUCCAUCUCCACAGAGGAACUCUAGGGCUCUGUCAGAGUGACCAUUGAGUUCUUGGUCACCUCCCUGACCAAGGCCCUUCUUCCCCGAUUGUUCAGUUUGGCCGGGCGGCCAGUCCAGGAAGAGAGUCUUGGUGGUUCCAAACUUCUUUCAUUUAAGAAUGAUGGAGGCCACUGGGUUCUUGGGGACCUUCAAUGCUGCAGACAUUUUUUGAUACCCUUCCCCACAAUCCUGUCUCGGAGCUCUACGGACAAUUCCUUCGACCUCGUGGCUUGGUUUUUGCUCUGACGUGCACUGUCAACUGUGGGGCCUUAUAUAGACAGGUGUGUGCCUUUCCAAAUCAUGUCCAAUCAAUUGAAUUUACCGCAGGUGGACUCCAAUCAAGUUUUAGAAACAUCUCAAGGAUGAUCAAUGGAAACAGGAUGCACCUGAGCUCAAUUUUGAGUCUCAUAGCAAAGGGUCUGAAUACUUAUGUAAAUAAGGUAUAUCUGUUUUUUAUUUUUAAUACAUUUGCAAACCUUUCUAAACCUGUUUUCGCUUUGUUAUUAUGGGGUAUUGUGUGUAGAUUGAUUAGAAUUUUUAUUUAAUCAAUUUUAGAAUAAGGCUGUAAUGUAACAAUGUGGAGAACGUCAAGGGGUCUGAAUACUUUCCGAAUGCACUGUAUGAAGCUGUACCACUUGCUCUGCUAUGAGUAGUACUUUGAUUUCAAUUCUUAAAAAUCUGACAUUAAUUGAUCAAUAUAGAAAAAUUAUAAACAUGCAUAUUUAAAAUAUACUUUUUUUGAUUUGCCAAUUUUUUAAAUAUAUUGUUUAAUAUAAUAUACUCUACCGCAGGGCUGCCCAAUUCCAGUCCUGGAGGGCCGAACACUUCUAUUUUUGUUUCUACCUGGUAGUUAAUUGCGCUCACCUCGUGUCCCAGGUAUGAAUUAUUCCUUGAUUAGGAGAGGAUGAAACCCAGAAGUGUUUCAGUACUCCAGGAUUGGAAUUGGGCAGCCCUGCUACAGUCCAAUGGCGGCGAGCUUUACACCACUCCAGCCGACGCUUGGCAUUGCACAUGGUGUUCCUAGGCUUGUGUGCGGCUACUCGGCCAUGGAAACCCAUUUCAUGAAGCUCCUGACAAACAGUUAUUGUGCUGAUGUUGCUUCCAGAGGCAGUUUGGAACUCUGUAGUGAGUGUUGCAACUGAGGACAGACAAUUUUUACACCCUUCAGCACUUGGCGGACCCGUUCUGUGAGUUUGUGUGGCCUACCACUUCGCGGCUGAGUCGUUGUUGCUCCUAGACAUUUCUACUUCACAAUAACAGUGCCUACAGUUGACCGGGGCAGCUCUAGCAGGGCAGAAAUUUGACUAACUGGUUUGUUGGAAAGGUGGCAUCCUAUGAUGGUGCCACGUUGAAAGUCACUGAGCUCUUCAGUAAGGCUGUUCUACUGCCAAUGUUUACCUAUGGAGAUUGCAUGGCUGUGUGCUCGAUUGUAUACACCUGUCAGCAACGGGUGUGGCUGAAAUAGCCGAAUCUACUAAUUUGAAGGGGAGUCCACGUACUUUUGUAUAUAUAGUGUAUAUGUCAUGUAUUUGUAUCUGAAAGCAUAAUUAUUAUGCUUAAGAUUCAAAUGUAUAUCGACAAUCCUUCCUCCAAAAGACCUAUGAAUAAUCAUCGUCUUUCUUUGUUCUAAUUUUUGUGAGGAAUCACCCAUCCCUGAAAUGUACUUUGGCCUGUUAAUCAGUCAAAAGUUUAUGUAAUUAUUUAUUUUCACAUGCAAAGGCAGAGAACUGUUGGAAAGCUAGCUAUGUUGAUACGAGAAUGAACUUGACCCUGCAUGCUGUCACACCACAGUCAAGGUCCAAUUCAAACAUUUUAUGUUGCUGUGUUUGAUUUGACAUCAUGCUCUUCAGGGGUUAUUUUUGUUUUGACUUGAAGUCAGUGGUUGAGAUCCAUAGAACAUCUGUCACCUUAUGGCCUUCUGCAUUAGCAUGGCGACUCCAUUUUUCUUAGCAGUAGUAAGACUUUGAGCUGCUUUGCUUGUGAUGGCAUAUCUGACCAUGAUCGAUUCUAAAUCCAAUUCUGGAAUGUUUCUAUUUGUAGGUAGACAUCAGGAGCUAUCUAAACAUACAUUUUCAAUGUUUAUUUGUUCUUCCUGUUCCAGAGAGGGCCCACGUGUAUGGCGAUAAGAAGGAGGCUCUUCAGGCUGUUAAGAUGAUGAAAGGAGCUCGCUUUAAAGCCUUCUCCAGUCGAGAGGAUGCUGAGAAAUUUGCCAAAGGGAUCUGUGACUACUACCCCUCUCCCAGUAAAUUUGCCCCCUGUGUCUCUCCUGUCAAACCAGGCCUGGUCUUCUGCAAGGGUGAGUGUUGGGCUGAGGACAAUUUAUUAGCUCAGUACUUCUUUUAGAAUUCCUAGAGAAAUACACAAAGGCAGUGCUUUUCAAGGGUAUUUGGAUAGCAUUUCAUUUCUUGGACACGUCCAAAUCUCAAACGAGUAAGCUGUUAAUCGCAUUCUGCUGAUCUGUUUUAAUCUGUUGUCUCCAUCUCUCUGGUCUGUCGCUCUAGACAACAUCCCUGUCAUGGAGGUAGACACCGUCAACAGGGAGAGGGCCAACGGCUUCAAAAGCCCUCGCUGCCAGGAUCUGACAGCCAAGCUAAGGAAGGCUGUGGAGAAGGGGGAUGAGGUGGCCUUCAGUGAACUGGUCUGGAGCAACCCACGCUAUCUCAUCGGCUCUGGAGACAACCCCACCGUAGUGCAGGUGAGUCAGGGUGGAACAAUAAUCUAUAGUGGAUGUGCUCCAUCUUAAUAUAGCCUAUACUACUGCACCAGAUUGAUAUACUGUAAUGAUGAAGAUUGAUAUGAUGUGGUGUGGAUGAAAUCAAUCGGUAUGUAGUUUGCAGAAGAAUUAAUCCUAAAAGUUUUCCUCACACUAAAUUAAAUCCUCUGUGUGUUCCCAGGAGGGGUGUAGGUACAACGUGAUGCACGUGGCAGCCAAGGAGAACGAGCCAGGGAUUGCCCAGCUCCUGCUGGACACCCUGGAGAACCCUGACUUCAUGAGGCUCAUGUACCCUGAUGACCUGGAGGCCAUGCUGCAGAAACGCAUCCGAUACAUCGUGGACCUGUACCUCAACACUCCAGACAAAGCUGUGAGUAUACUUACGAUACUGCUCUCUCCAGUGGUGUAGUGGUGCCUGGAGAAGUGGGUAUACUCAAAUUGUGCCCGGCGAAGGAAAGGCGACCUGUGUGAAAAAUUUUUUUGACAGUGACACUCUGUACUGUGCGAGUAGGCUAAUAGUAGGACUGCUAUUGAAAUAGAUAAAUGAGGCUGUCAACUGAGUCAGAAAUUCACAGGUUUCUGAUUUUCCCCUUUUUGUGUGUAGUUAGGCCUACCUUUUAAUUCAACUGUGUAAGCACAUAGCAGAGAUUUUUUUUGGUUAGCGGUGUUUCUGUAGUGCACAUGAGAUGGAGUUUGCAAAACAAAUGGCCACUGGAUUGAUGCAAAUAAUCAUGAUAUCAUUCUGCCAGGUAGGCAUAGGCUACUUUGUAGCUAGUUAAUGUUUAAUUGAGAAGGUUUUGGGAAAGCCUUUCCAUCUACCAGAAGAUAGUUAGGCCUAUCAUUAGCGUCUAUAUUUUUCCUGUUUCUUAAUUGUUUGAAACCUGGACUUUUUAUUUCAUAUUAUGAGGCUUGUCUUACCUUGCUUCAAGUAGCAUUUAGCCAAAAUCAUCCCACCAUAGAAAUUAUUAUUUUAUAAAUACUUUCUCAUAUGGGCUCUUCUGUUCAAUUGGUUUUCAAAUCAACUUUCUUUCAUUGUCUAACAGCCAAAGGCAUUAUCUUAGUCAAAUUAGCAGUCCAUUAUACAGUAGUUUCAUCUUUUAGGUCUCUCUUUCUAAAUCUCUUAGUGGAUAUUUCCAUCUCUGUCCAUGUGCGGUGCGCAUUUUAGAACAGUGUUUUCUCGCAAAUUGCAUUUUGGGACAUUUGCGGUGAGGCCUACCGCCGUGUGCACAUUGCUGCGCUUAAAAUGUGAAGAAAUAAUAGUUGAUCAACAUUUUAAGCUAAACAUUCUGAUAUGUUCUAUCAGCCUUAAUUGAUACGGCGUAUACCUCCACUACACUACUUUGAUACGCAUCGUGGGGAUUAAGGAGGGAGUAUACACAAUGCCCACUAAAAGAAAGUGGGUAUACAGCGUAUACCUGCUUAUACCCUCCACUACACCACCGGCUCUCUCCAUAUGUAUCUUGCCUGUUGCCUUGUAGGUUUAACACUGAAUAAGCCUUUUAGCCUAUUCCCCUAUGCAGAUAAAAUAAUUGUAAAAACGGACUAAUGAAGUGAACUCUUUGAAACUACUUUUUGAGUGCAUGCCUAUUCCAUGUUUAGGUUUAGCUGUAACCGACUUGUGUGUUUUGGAUUGAAUUGCCUCUGUUUAUGCUGUAUGUGUUUAACUUUGGUUGUCUGUCCCAGGGCUUUGAGACACCACUCCACUUUGCCUGUAAGUUCGGGUGUCCAGAAGUGGUGAAUGUCCUGUGUUCACAUCCUGAUACAGAUAAAAACUGCAAGAACAAGUACGACCAGAAACCAUCUGAUGUGAGUUGCUCCAGAUAUAUAUAGAUUUUUAAAACUAGCUACCGACUGCUGAUUAGUCCACAUUACUAUUUGAUUUUCAUGAAAUUCUUCUGUUUCCCUGACAGGUUAUUUGUGAAAGAAAAAACAAAACCCAAGAGGUGAAACAGAAGAUAUGUGACUAUUUGGAAGGUAAGUGCACUGCCUCCCAAUCACAGGACUUAUGUUUUCCUAUUCUUACCUAUUUACCCAAUAACACCUUCUCUUCUGUCACAGAUCGCUGUUAUAUACCCUUAUUGAGGGCCACAGACAACUCAUCCCAGCCUGUCAUUGGUGCUCCCUGGUCACCUGAGCCAUCAGAAACUCUUCCUCAUUCGCUGGCUCCCAGGCUCACACGAAGUCCCAUGGAUCCAGUGAUGGCAGUCAGGGCAUUCGCUGGCCCACUCAGCCCAUCUAAGGUCAUUAUCACAUUGUUCUCUUUCACCUCACUCCUUUUAUGUCUUCUUUUCACACCUUAUUUCUUUAUUUUCAUGUGGGAAGCUGUUGUAGAAACACAGGAUGUAUGUAACAUUAAUUGGUGUCUUCCUUGCAGGCAGAUGAGUUCCGCCGGGUGUGGAAGACCCCCCCCAGAGACAGGGCGGGGCACUUCCAGCACAUCCUGAAGUCUGACCCUGACCGUGGAGCAGAGAGAGUGGGCAGGUUCGUCUACAAGUCCACAACGUUCAACAACCAUGUUCUACUGUGUCUCCUUUACUUUACCAGUGCAGUCACUUUGACAUUUGAAUAUCUUAGAACCCGAGCGAAAAAAGGAAGAAUACAUUUUUACACACACUACAAUGUAGGCAUGCUUCUCCAACAGCAGUGUAUUAUGUGUUCCCUUACAGAGUCCUUGCCAGGGAGCUGGGCCAUCCCUGGGCUGAGUACUGGGACUUCCUGGACAGUUUCACAGACCUGUCGUCUGCAGACGGCCUCCGUAAGCUGGAGGAGUACCUCAACAAGAAGGACUUCAGUCAGCGUGCACACGAAGAGGCAGGGGAGAACGUAACCAGCAACCGCUUCAGAACCCCUUCCCCAGGUAAUGUUAUCCUCACCAGUUGCUCUUGAUAAACUGUAUAGCAGUGGUAUUGAAUUCCAAUUAUCAAGUUUGAGAAAGGAGAGGGAUGAGAUGCAGCCAUCACAGUCUUGAAUUGAUGUUCCUAUACUACUUUAGAUUGACCAGUAAAUGUAUUUCUUGUAGCUUAACAUGAACAUUUUCCCCUCCUCUCUGCCAUUCACAGUCAAGCCCAAAAAGUUCUGCAACUCCAUCUCAGUGGGGGCCUUCCUGGACGAGGGUGAUGACGUCAGCCUGGAGGAGUUAAAGAACCGUCAGAACGCGGCGCUCACCAGCAUCACCUCAGCGUGUUCUAAGGACAGUCUGGCGGGCGCCGUGGGUGGGCUGGGCCUCCGUGAGUUCCACAUCCUGCCCGUUUCCCACCACGGCGCCGAUGACCUCAUCGAGACAGCUGCCGAGCGAGACCUUCUGAGCUCCUCCAUGUCAGAGAGCCUCCUCUCGCCUGUCUGCAACAACGGCCUGUGUCCCUCCACGGGGGCAGAGAGGACUCACAAUGGGGACAAGAGGUCCCCCCGCACCUCCUCGUCCCCCUCCUGCCUGCUAUCGCCUAUCUCCAACCUGAUGGUGGAGUUUGAGAGGAUGUCCCUGCAGGACGGGCUGGACGGCCUUACCAGGGACAGGGAGCGGAGGAGGAGCGGGGGACACAGGGAGGGACUCUCCCGGGACGAACUGGCAUCCGGGGUGGGCCGCCUCACGCUGGGGGGUGACACCAACGAGGACUCUGUGUUUGAGAGGGGCUGUAGCUUGGAGCCUGGGGACAGGGAGAGGUGUGUGAGGGAGGGAGAGGUGGAAGACUGGGCCAGUGGUGGAAGCGGCAGCUCGGAGGAGUACUUCACGGCUGAGGAGAGCUUGGAGGCUCUGGGCCAGAGGACUAGGGGGCCAGGGACGGUGUCGGGGCGCACGCUCUGCGCCAGAUCUAAGUCGUGGGAUCACGGGGGGAGGGAUCUGAGCAGCUCCGGAUCAUCCAGCUCCUAUACGUCCCUGGACAACUCCCAUGAGUUCCUAGCACGGACCCCACCUCACAUCAGAAGAGGACUUUUCAUUGAAGGGUGAGUGAUGAGGAUUACGGUGAAGAUUCUGAGGUUUUUAAUUAAACAACAGAAAUGAAAUCUGCCAACACUCUUGUUUUGUCUUUCAGCGAUUCACCAACCAAGUUGGACAGAGAGGUCCUGUCAGCAAUAGAAGCCAUAGACAUCGACCCCUCGAAGUUCCCCAGCAUUCAGAAAUGGAAAAGCACAAUGCAGACAUACACCUCUUCAGACAUGCAAAGGUUGGUUUGACGAUUCUUCACAGCAAAAACAAUAAAUGCCUCCAUGCACAUGAACAGUUGUCAUUGCCUGCAAGUUAACUUGUAAAUAUGGAAACACAUUGACAAGUGCUUAAAAUGUAAGUUGCUAUCGUAUGGAAACAACCAAAUAAAUGCGGACUCUAAUUAUGGUUUUGUUUCUGUUUGUCUUUCAGCUGGCCCAGCCCUGUGGUGGUAAAAAGCAGAACCAGGGUACAUCAGGCCUCUCCCCUCACACACGGCUCUCCUGUCAGCAGUCAGGUGUCCCCUGCUGGUGGCCGCUUCAGUCCCGCCCGGCACACAGGCUCUCCAGACUUCCCCAGCCCCAGCCGCUACAGCCCUGCACACGCCAGCUACAUCCAGCGCAUCCGCCUCAGGCACAUCAACGACCCCUAG
This is a messenger RNA of Coregonus sp. 'balchen', 10687 nucleotides long. NCBI's taxonomy places the organism in Eukaryota, Metazoa, Chordata, Actinopteri, Salmoniformes, Salmonidae. The record is from the annotation of a GenBank genome assembly.